AUGGUCACUGUCAUUGAUACUAUUGAUACGAAUAGUCUACUAGAAAAAUUAAAAAACAAUAGUUGGCUUGAAGACUGGGAUUGUAUUUCAUAUUUAAAGCUUUCCAAAAUCAAUGAGUUUUUCAAGGAACAAUAUGAAAAAGAAAAAAAUCUUCCAGUGGAUGAUCCUCAACGAAAGAUGUUAUUUAAACUUCCCAUUCAAACUUAUUCUUAUAAGGAUCCUUUUUCAAAAGGAAAAUAUGACCACGUCAAACUUGAGAUUUAUUUAGGUCCUGUGAACAUUUUUUUUGACGAAAAAGUUUCAAACCGUAUGAAAAUAGAAUAUGACAUAGUUAAUGGUCCCAAGGGACAAUCAUAUUUAGCUACAUGGCAAAAUGAAAAAGAGAAAGAUGAUAUUGAACCAGCGGAUUCAAAGAUAAAUAUAGAACCUAAUACCGCAAAAAUUAUUGGCGAGAAUGUCGUUCUUGAAGAUGUUCCAGGAUUAGUGAAAACUCCAGAAGGAAAAGAGCAUAAAACCCAACAAGUGAUACUUAAUUUUAAGAGUGCUGCUUUCAAGUUUUUUAAAAUUAAAUACUUGGAAGAUAUAGAACUCGCUAGUAGACUGCAAACUUGGAUAAGUUUAUAUUUCACAAAUAGUAAAACACAUAUUAAGUAUCCACUCGGUGAGGUGGUAUUUAGAGAUGAUAAUGUCAUUAAUGCGUUGCAACCAGAAUCAUUUUCCUUUGCCACAAAUAAGUACGCAUUCAUGAUUUAUAUAAAAACUAAAGCAGAUGAUUUGAAAAGAAAUCAUCCGUCAAUUAUGCCCAAGAAUAUAGAUGAACUGCAUGGAUAUUAUUUACUUCCAAGUGACCAUGAGGCGGCAUUGUACAUUAAUUCUCGGAUUAUAUUCGAUGAAAUUAUUGCAAAAAAUAUUGGUGGUGAUAUUAAAGCCAAUGAGGAUUGGACAUUCUCGAGUGAAACAAUAACUGUGAGAUCAGGCACCCAAACAGUUGGAGCUAAGUAUGAAUCAAACGUGAAUGAGAUAAAUCAAGUAAAUAAUAUCUCAUUAAAAAGAGGUUUCAAGUUUAGAGCGGAAAGUGAUUUAAAAACACUUAAUCUUCACAUUAGAGAGAACUGGGACCAACCUUUCGCCUGUGAUAAGAAAACUGUAGAAUCUUAUUUUAAGAUGGUAAUUACUAGAUACACACCUGUAAGUGCUAUUGCGACAUUAUCUCUGGAUUAUAAUUUUAGUGUCGGACCAUUAAGUAUAGACCCAAAAACCCAAAUUAUUGAAUUUCCCCCGGGUAAAUCCCAAGAUCAGCCAAAAAUUUCAAUAGUCGUUAAUGAUGAAACACAAGGAAAUUGGCUUUAUGAAUUUUUAAAGUUCAAAUCUUCAUCAAUUGAAGAAAAAAAAAGCAAAAUAUUCGAAGAUUUAAAAAAGAAAACUUCUGAAAUUAAAAUGAAGCUUAACCAUAUUAAUGUUUUUGCUGCCUCAAACAUUUUGUUUCCUGAUCGUCAAAUUAUCCAAUAUGAUAAAAAUAGUGUAUUUGUUCCUGGUGACAUGGUUAUUUUUGGAAAUUUAAAAAAAAGCCUUUAUGAGUAA
Cetraspora pellucida is the source of this 1581-nucleotide messenger RNA. NCBI's taxonomy places the organism in Eukaryota, Fungi, Glomeromycota, Glomeromycetes, Diversisporales, Gigasporaceae. The record is from the annotation of a GenBank genome assembly.